This is a messenger RNA of Mucor mucedo, 2203 nucleotides long. RefSeq lists its product as uncharacterized. Lineage: Eukaryota; Fungi; Mucoromycota; Mucoromycetes; Mucorales; Mucoraceae. The record is from RefSeq and is a predicted model, not a curated record. The transcript has a single exon. Bases 114 to 2132 code for a protein of 672 amino acids.
GUAAAGAAUUGAAAAAAGGAGGCUGGAUCAACUUUACGUGAUGCAUUGUUUAAAGAAAGUCACUCCCGCCUUGCAAUUAAAGGUACAAUCUGAGUGGCCACUCGGAGGUCUAAAUGACUCGAUUUUUUUUUUUAAACUGCAGAGAUGAGGUGUAUAAAAUCGAUCUUUGGGGGUUGUGGGGAGGGGGAGACGUUGUAACUUCGAUUAUGCCAAAUUGGAAUCAGCUCCCCUUGGAACUUUUAGUCAAGAUCUUCGAAUUCGCGGUGAAGGGCAAUGAGAAACUUUGGGAACGUUUAAAGCAGUACCUGAUCAUUUCCAAGCCUUGGUCAUUAGCUAGUCGAAGAGUUGUGUACGAAAAAGUUUACUUGCAUGAAAGCAACUUCGAAGGAUUUAUUGAAUACAUGCUCAGAUCCCCUAAUGGCCAACUUGUCAAACAGCUUAAAUGGAAGAACAGUGAGAAAGCCGAUGAAUUAGAAUACAAACUCAGUCGAAUCUUAAAAGCGUGCCCAAAUCUGAUCGACUUAGGAUACAAUACAACGCAACGCAGCCCUUUCUAUGCAAAAUUGCUAUCUGAACAUUAUACAAGUAAAAAUGGAUUAAAGUUGAUAAAGAUCCCUGUAAGCAGUGACAUAUACAAAGUUGAAGAAAGUGAAGAUAGUCUUCGAGCAUAUGGGUAUGCAGUUUUGGCCUUUAACAAAACCUUGCAAUGCCUUCGUAUAAAUGAUUAUCCUCCGGUUGAAGACAAAUAUGACCUGGACGAGACAGCGAAUUCGUUGGGGGGAUUUGAAAAGCUUCAGAGCAUUGAAUUCCAUUUUGAAGUUCAUGACAAUCUAUUCAAAAUUGCCGCAAAGAUACAAAAUUGCCCGACAAUUAAGUAUUUAAAAAUCUAUACUUCUGAACUGGGCUAUAAUCUACAAGAAUCUAACAUGGUGGUGGAACCUUUCAACACACAACCUAUUCCAAAUAUUAUAGGAUUAUCAAUAGGCAAUUAUAUGAACAUAUGUACCAAUUUCUUGAACUAUGUUAUGUAUUCGUUCCCCAGUUUAAAAACAUUGCAUGUAAAUGAAAGAGAUGUAGGGGCUGUGGGUCCAGGGGGAAUUUAUAUGACUGCGACCCUUAUAUUAGAAACACUGGGUUAUCAGGUCACCACCGAACUUUGGAUUCAAUUUUUUACCUAUAUCAAUACCCUAGAGAGCUGUGCUGUAUCCAACAUGUUUAUUCAGGAUCAUAGAGAGGUCUUUGCAAAUUUCCCCAAUUUAUGUGAUCAUCUAGAAAUUAAUUUUCGUACUGAACUCCUACAAGGGGUAAUCAAACCUUAUAUUGGUGUUUUCAACAAUUGCAGUGCCGACUACAACCUCACUGCCAAGAACGCAGAUCCAAAAAAGACACGUCGAACUGUACUCACUCUACAUCCAAGUAUGGAAGGGGUCGAUUCACAUCUCGAAUCUACUAUUGACAUAUUUGGAUCAACUCUAAAGGCCUUACAUAUUGACAUAGGUAGCAUUGCCGACACUCAACGUUCAGCAAAUAUGUUGUAUUACGCUUCUGAACGCUGUCCAGUCUUGAAUACAUUGUGGAUAUCAUCUGGAUGGUUUUAUGGCUUUGAUCCAGAGUCUUUUACACCGAUGCAAUCUCUGAAGUGUAUACAAUUCAGAAAUUGCUAUUUUCAAGGCGACUUUCUGUAUGAACUCUCUAGUCGGUUAUCCACCGUAGUGGAAUUCUUCUUAUUUAUUGAUUGUGAUCUCGCUAAUUUUUCGAAGGGAACGUUUGUGAUGAUAGACAUGCCGUUUGUGACGUUUGGUCAUCUGCUCUGGAAAGAUGGACAUGCUGGAGCUACAAAACCGGUCUUUAUAAAGAUAACAAAAACACAGGCCAAGACUUUCUAUUAUAAAAUAGAUAUCAAUCUCGAGAUAACUAUAUCUUCAAGUGAAAAUUUCGAUUCCUCUAGAUACAACGAUGAAGUAUUAAGUCUACAUAUCCGUUGCUUUGAUAUCGAUAUCUUAAUUUUGGUAGCUGAUGAAACUGGAUUUGCAUUCGACAUGACGCAUCCAUUCCAGCUUUUCGAUGAAUACGAGUAUAUGGAUCGUUACCCUGAGUUUCAAUACCUCAUCGCCUAUGCAGAGUCGGAUUAAAAUUCGAUAACAGUUAGUUAAUUAUAUAAUAAAAAUGAUAAAAAAUGAAUUUGGAUGGUUGUUGACAGUGG